Sceloporus undulatus (fence lizard) is the source of this 1595-nucleotide messenger RNA. RefSeq names its product peptidylprolyl isomerase D (gene PPID). Gene Ontology annotation, biological process: protein peptidyl-prolyl isomerization; protein folding. Bases 79 to 1191 code for a protein of 370 amino acids. Gene Ontology annotation, molecular function: protein binding; peptidyl-prolyl cis-trans isomerase activity. The record is from RefSeq and is a predicted model, not a curated record. Lineage: Eukaryota; Metazoa; Chordata; Lepidosauria; Squamata; Phrynosomatidae. The transcript has 10 exons.
CGGCCUUCUCCGCCUCACUCGAAGCGGCAGGAUUAGAGUUGCUUCUUCCUGGGCCGAAGCCGGGGAAGCUGAGGAAAGAUGGCUGAGGCGGCCCCGCUUUCCAAACCCUCUCAGACCAGCAACCCUCGGGUCUUUUUCGACGUGGAUAUUGAGGGAGAACGAGCUGGCCGGAUUGUGUUGGAAUUAUUCGCAGAUAUUGUACCUAAAACCGCUGAAAACUUUCGUGCACUGUGUACCGGAGAAAAAGGUAUUGGACCCACAACUGGAAAGCCUCUUCAUUAUAAAGGAUGCCCCUUCCAUAGAAUUAUCAAGAAAUUUAUGAUCCAGGGUGGAGACUUCUCACAUCAAAAUGGAACUGGUGGAGAAAGUAUAUAUGGAGAAAAAUUUGAAGAUGAAAACUUUCACUAUAAGCAUGAUCAGCCAGGUUUACUCAGUAUGGCGAAUGCAGGACAAAAUACCAACGGGUCCCAGUUCUUCAUCACAACUGUGCCAACUCCCCACCUUGAUGGGAAACAUGUGGUCUUUGGUCAGGUGAUCAAAGGCAUGGGUGUUGUAAAGCUACUAGAAAAUGUUGAAGUGAAAGGAGAAGAACCUAGCAAGUUAUGUAUCAUAGCAGAGUGUGGAGAGCUAAAAGAAGGUGACAACUGGGGAAUCUCCCCCAUGGAUGGUUCUGGAGAUACUCAUACAGACUUCCCUGAAGAUGCUGACAUUGAUUUAAAGGAAGUUGACAAGAUUGUGUCUAUAGCUGAAGAUGUAAAAAAUAUAGGUAACACUUUCUUCAAAUCUCAGAAUUGGGCAAUGGCAGUCAAGAAAUAUACCAAAUCUUUAAGGUAUGUGGAAGCUUCUAAAGCUGUAGCAAAGGAGACAGAUGCAGCAAAACUGAACACUGCAGCAUUGACCUGUUACCUUAACAUUGCUGCAUGCAAACUGAAAUUAUCAGAAUGGCAAGAUGCAACUGAAAAUUGUACUGAGGCUCUGGCAAUAGAUCCUGCAAAUACCAAAGCACUUUACAGAAGGGCUCAAGCCUGGGAAGCAACAAAAGACUAUGAUCAGGCAUUGGCUGAUCUUCACAAGGCUCAAGGGAUAGCACCUCAAGAUAAAGCUAUCCACAUAGAAUUACAGAAAGUAAAGCAGAAGAUAAAGAAUGAAAAGGAAAAAGAGAAGGCAGCUUAUGCAAAAAUGUUUGCUUGAGUCAAAAGUGUUCUCCUUCCUUAACUUGUGCACUGAUAAAAAGGCAGAAUUAGUAUGAGUAGCAGUGACAGCAUGCUUCUUGCUGUCAUUAUACUGAUGCUGUUUCAUAUGUUUACAUCUUUGUUUCUUCUUUUAAAGGAUAACAGAUUAUUUCAAGUGUCUUUCACCAAUGAGCUCAAGUACUUAGGCACUAACAUUUAUUGUACUUUAAACAAAAAACAGUGAAAAGAAAAAACUGUUAAGUAAAAUUCUCAAUGAUCAAGUGCAAAGAAUUUGGACUAAAUUCAGCAACAUACCUAAAGUGUAAGUUUGGCAAGUUAUUUCAUACCACCUGUAACUUUCAUUACUGCAGAUUCAAAUGCUGUUAAAAGUGGUGUAGAAGAAAUAAACUCUGUUCACAAGCA